This is a messenger RNA of Mesorhabditis belari, 1170 nucleotides long. NCBI's taxonomy places the organism in Eukaryota, Metazoa, Nematoda, Chromadorea, Rhabditida, Rhabditidae. The record is from the annotation of a GenBank genome assembly.
AUGAUCACCGAAAUUUCACUUUUAUUCACGAUUUUUCGGGUCGGUGUCACUGCGGAUUUGCUUGACGAAUUUCGGUUGACAGAUUCUUACAAGACCUACUUCGAUGUGACAUCUCGUCUAUUUAAUGACAAAUUCGUUAAUGGUGGAUAUCGAAAAGAGAUUUCGCCUAUUUUUACUAUCAAAGCGCUCAAUGUGACCGAUCCAGUCCCACGAUUCCCUGUCCAAAUCACUUUUAUCUACUUCCGACUUGUUCAACUUGAUGCUCAGGCUCAGCUCAUGACUGCACUUGUGGAAUUCAGCUAUAAAUGGCCAGAUCUCCGACUUCAAUGGAAUCCGGCAGAAUAUUCGGGAUUGGACACGAUAUGGCUGAAAUAUGACACUGUUUGGUUUCCCGAGAAUGUCAUCUCUGAUACUCAAGAAUUCAUCAUAAUCAAUCCGGAAGUGCAGCGAACUGUCCGACUAUCGUCAAAUGGAACCGUCGCCUACUAUUUCUCUGGGAACACACGAGCCUCAUGUCAAAUGAAUGUUCGAGUUUUUCCCUUUGACACACAAAAAUGUGAGAUCGGUUUCUCGGUGGAGACGUAUGGAAGUGAUUUCGUGACCGCCACUGGUGAAACGGCUUCCCAUUUGGAUGACUCGAUUUAUGAUGGAAAUGGUGAAUGGGAAGUCCUGGAUAUUAAGCCAUCAAAGAAGAUUUACUCGAGCUACAAUGCGAAAGAACAAGAAUAUGAAUAUAUCAAAUUCACAUUGCAUUUGAAGCGUCGCCCGCAUUUCUACAUCUACGUGAUCGUUCUCCCUUGUUUCAUGCUCACUCUUCUUUCAAUCGUCGGAAUGUUUUGGAAUGCGCAUAUUAAAGAGGAAAAGCUUACAAAGCUGAGUAUCGGGUUGACAUCAAUGAUGUCGAUGACUCUCUUGCUCGAUAUGAUGGCUCAAGAAAUACCCAAGAAUGCAACUUUUCCGUUGUUAGGGUUUUAUGUGAUUAUUUCAAUUGGAAUUAUUGCCCUUGGUUGUGCGGUUGUUGUGAUUGUUUCGAGUCCGCAACCGAGAUCGAGAGAAAAAUUUUGGAGCGAAAAAGUGCGUCGCUAUCUCUGUUCUCGUACUUUCGUUCUCCAAUUCUUCUUCCAACUAAUGAACAUCAUCAAUUUCAUCGUCUUGUUCUCAUUUUGGCGG